AUGGCUACAGGUCGCCAAGAGACAAGCGACGCCAAGGACGCGAAGGACGCAACAGCUUCUAGGAGUGACGAAGAGCAGGAGUCCACCCGGGAUGCACGAAUAUUGGAAAACCUAGGCUACAAGCCGGUCUUGCACAGGACAUUCAACGCUUUUCACAACUUUUCGACAACAUUUGCUGCUCUCUAUUUCAUUGGCGGUGUCCGCGUGACCUUCUCUACGGGCAUAGCAGCAGGAGGCAAUCUUGCAUACUGGACGAGUUUUCUUGUGACUUGUGUCUUCACUUUCAUCACUGCUGCCGUAAUUGCAGAGAUCUGCUCUUCGCUCCCUCUCGCAGGAUCCAUCUACCUAUGGGCAGCUGAGGCUGGAGGGCCUCGUUAUGGCAGAUUUUUUGGCUUCAUCGUUGCAUGGUGGAGCACCACUGCCUGGACAACAUUCUGUGCGAUCUUCAAUCUUGACUUCCCCUCAGACAGUUCAAGCGUCAAGUUCCGAGCCGUCCAGUGGAUCGCUACAGAAGUGAUGCUCGCUUUGGCCGCCAUCUGGAAUCUCUUGCCUCCACGCUACUUCAAGUGGAUUUUCUACUUGUCUACCGCUUCUGUUUUGCUUGACUUCGUUCUGAACAUGAUCUGGUUGCCUGUCGCCACUAGCAAGAGCAUUUAUGGCUUCCGGUCCGCCCACGAUGCAUUUCUAACCACAUACAACGGAACAGGCGCUCCGGCUGGCUGGAACUGGUGUCUUUCGUAUCUUGCUACGGCUGGCAUUCUUAUUGGUUUCGACGCCUCCGGACACGUAGCCGAGGAGACCAAGAACGCCAGUGUUGCUGCUGCCAGGGGCAUUUUCUGGAGCACAGUCACCAGCGGUAUUGGUGGUUUCAUCGUCGUGAUACUGUUUUUGUUCUGCGUGCCCGACGCAGACACCCUUUUCUCUUUUGGCGGUGCUCAACCAUUCGUACCGUUGUACGCCGCUAUCCUUGGAGAAGGAGGGCACAUCUUCAUGAACAUCAUUUGCAUCGUUGCGCUCUGGUUUAACACCGCUAUUGCCGUCCUAGCUGCAUCGCGUCUGGUCUUUGCGGUGGCGCGUGAUGGCGUUCUGCCAUGGUCACCUUGGGUCUCUAAAGUUGUCGACGGCCAACCGCGCAACGCCGUUUUGGUUGUUUGGGGUGUGGCUUCUGUCAUCACCUGCACUAUUCUUCCGUCGUCUGUGGCCUUUACAUCCCUCGUAUCAGCAGCUGGAGUCCCUUCGGCCGCCGCUUACGGUCUCAUCUGCCUUUGCCGCUUGUUCUUGACACCGAAGAAAUUUCCAAAACCAGCAUGGAGCCUGGGACGUUUGAGUAAGCCCUUCCAAGCCAUUGCUGUUCUUUGGAAUGGUUGGGUUGUUGCUGUGCUGUUCUCGCCUUACGUUUUCCCCGUGGAAGCAUCGACGCUCAACUAUGCACCAGUGAUCAUGGGAAUCGUGACUAUAUUCGCUAUUCUUUCUUGGUGGUUCAUCCCAGCAGAACGAUGGCUUCCGUCCCAGCGUAUCCAGGAGACGUUGCUUGCUGGAGAAAGGGUCACUGAAGAGUAA
Molecule: messenger RNA, 1560 nt
Organism: Colletotrichum spaethianum
Lineage: Eukaryota; Fungi; Ascomycota; Sordariomycetes; Glomerellales; Glomerellaceae
Product: thiol protease
Exons: 9
Coding region: 1-1560 (519 amino acids)
Biological process (GO): transmembrane transport
Cellular component (GO): membrane
Molecular function (GO): transmembrane transporter activity
Source: RefSeq, a predicted model, not a curated record